CUUCCAACCUAACCUCUACCCGUUUUCCCACUCGCCUCCCUCUUCUUCUCUCCCCUCCUCCACCUUUCCCCUCCCCUCUGUCAUUAGCUGGUAUAAGAGCAUUGCAUCCCUCUCCACCUCUCUCACACACAUACAGUGUGUUUGCUGGGAAGGGGAUAGUCCAGGGGAAAAAAAGGAUUACAUUGUCUACCUGCCUGUGAAGGAAUUAUUUUCCUCUUUGGAAUUUCCAUAAAAGAGAUCUUAGAACAACAUCCUGAAGGCAGCUGUAGCCAAAUUCUUACCUAUCAUCAAAACCCAGUGACAUCCCUAUUACCACCUGAUCCGCAACAAAUUUUCCUGCUGUCAACAUCAUCGCUUGUCAGUAACAUCAACGGCGAACGCAUUUGACAACGUCCGCGGAGACCAUGAGCAGCAAUUACAUCGUCACUCUUUUAGGACCGGCCCCCUGGGGCUUCAGGCUGCAGGGAGGGAAGGACUUCAACAUGCCCCUCACCAUCUCCAGGCUGACAGAUGGUGGGAAGGCGGCAAAAGGCGGCAUCGGUAUUGGAGACAUGGUUCUGUCUAUUGACGGCAUCGCCACAGAGGGCAUGAACCACCUGGAGGCCCAGAACAAGAUCAAGAGCUGCACUGGCAACCUCAGCCUCACCCUGCAGAAGGCCUCCAGUGUUCCUAAACCACCUCCUGUGGCACCCAAGGAUGACAGAUCAGACAUCAUAAAACCAUUGGCCCUCACCCAUCCCCCUCCACCAUCCCAUCCCCACCCUCACUCCUCCAGCCCCUCCACCAUCCACUACAACAAGGCUCCCAGACCUUAUGGUGGCUGUGCAACUGAGAGUGAACACCCUCCUUCACAGUCCCCUUUCACUCCCUUCAUCCCAUCCCCGUCCUCUGCCUUCACUCCUGCCUCCUCCCACACCAGUCCUCCUCCAACUCCUGUUUCUUACCCAUCCUCUUCCUCCUCCUCCCCCCCUGUCCUCGUUGCACCCCAGCCUUCAGUGUAUAACACACCGAUAAACCUCUACUCCCCCGAGAACGCAUGUGAGGUGGCCAUGGGGCAGAGGCGGGGCCUUUUGGAGAGUCAGGGUGGAGCCUUGCCUUUGCAGUUUCAUGGUGGACCUCAACGUAUUUUGAAAAAACCCCCACCUCCAAGAGUUCCCAGGAAACACAUUGUGGACACAGACAUCCAAUUUUACCAUGUGCCCACUCAUGCCGAUGCCAGUAGGAAGCGCAUAAUGGAGGACACAGAGGACUGGCGCCCACGCGGUGGCACCACCCAGUCCAGAUCUUUCAGGAUCCUGGCUCAGAUCACGGGUACCGAGCGUGCUCCAGAUGAGGAAACUGACACAGCCAAGAACACAAAUGAGGAUGAAGAGGAGUCAGAACUCAACAGCCAUGAGUCUGCAGUUGUCAAGACCAUGACCAAAGGACCUGCUGCAACCCAGGGUCCCGGUUCACGGACUGGUUUGAUCACCCCAUCCUUCGGUAUGAAAGGUAAUGGAAAUGCCAGUGUCCCGAGGGGUCCUGUCCCAGCCCGACCUUUACCCCAACCCCACCCUAAAGAUGAGGACACCCUGGUGCAGAUGGCAGAACACAUCCCUGCUGGGACACGGGCGCCCAUGUGUGCCCACUGCAACAUGGUCAUCAGAGGGCCAUUUUUGGUAGCAAUGGGGAAAUCAUGGCAUAAGGAGGAGUUCAACUGUGCCCACUGCCGUACGUCCCUGGCAGAUAUAGGCUUUGUGGAAGAACAGGGAUCUGUCUACUGUGAACACUGCUAUGAAGAUUUCUUGGCUCCGACAUGCAGUCGCUGCCAGGCCAAGAUACUGGGGGAGGUGAUAAAUGCCCUCAAACAGUCAUGGCAUGUCUACUGCUUUCUGUGCGCUUGCUGUCAGCAGCCAAUCAGAAACAAAAUCUUCCAUCUGGAGGAUGGAGAACCAUACUGUGAACAAGACUUCUACAGUGUGUUUGGGACGGGCUGCCAUGGCUGUGAGUUCCCCAUUGAGGCUGGAGACAAGUUCCUGGAGGCCCUUGGUUACACCUGGCAUGACACCUGCUUCGUCUGCACUGUGUGUUGUACCACUCUGGAAGGCCAGACCUUCUUUUCCAAGAAAGACAAACCUCUUUGCAAGAAACAUGCUCACACACUGAAGAUAUGAAUCUUGGACUUUCCUCAAAAUAUUCUAGCCACACGUUCUCCCUUGGUGGAUGGGGUGGGAGAGCCUCUUAAUAGGUCAUGCAACAAUAAAACUCAAGCAACACUCAUACAAGCAGAGAGGUCAGAAAAAGGGAAACACUGUAAAAUGUAUGUAAAAGUGAAGUUUUUCUUGUCAGGGAACCCAGAUCCAUUACAAGACAUGAUCUACAGUACUCUUCUCAUGUGAUUUCUAAUAUGAGCAGCAACAUAUCUAGCAGUAAAAAUCAGUUUUUACCCAUUUUCACCAAAACUGACCUCUGAUUUUCAUCUAUUAUUUUUUCAUCCUUUUUUUUUUUAUAUACAUUAUUUGCUCAUUCAUAGAAAAGUAGAACAGUUUUACUGCCGAAUGGUGCAGUGUAUGUGUACUAGCACUAGUAAAACACAGUCAGAUAUUUAAUAAUACAUAGGAUUUUGUCAUCCCAGUCUUUAUUUCUUAAUCCAGACUUUAAUCUUGAGUUUCCCCAAAGCAUGUCAUCACAUUUUCCAUUGUCAGUCAGUCAGUGUACAAAGAAGCUUGGGUAACCUGUUAAAUCACGUUUAACGCUUGAUCUUUGCUUUAUCAGAAUCUGCAUUAAAAAAUGUCCAGACUUUUCUUCUGCAAGUUGUUUUGAUACACGUGAGCUGGAUGUCUAGGGUGAUGGUGAAACCUCUUGCCUUUGAUAAGUGCUUAGACGUAUUUGAACUUUUUUCUGUAUUUUUUUAAAUGAAUGUUAUGUAUUUUAUUUUUUAUUUGUCAUGUGAAACUUGUAACAUUGGCAAAAAUGUUCCGGUUUCAAAGCAAUAAGUAGCGUUUAUUAUAUACACCAUUGAGGCACUUGAGAAAGAGACGUGGACUUGAUUUAAUGGAGGACGGAAUUGGCUCUAAAUUUAAAUGAAUACACAUACAAAAUAGAUAAAUGUAUAACAAAAUAUGAAGCCCAUAUUAUGUAUAUCUAUGUAUUUCAACUUACCAUAAUAGACUGACAUCUUCACAAUUGCAUGUGAAUGCACAUGUUUUUAUUAGGCCAUAUAGUUUAAUGAAUAAUUUUCACAUUUUACCUCAUUUUAUUACAUAUGUGUAUGUAUGUAUUUUGAAUGUUUUAAUUAUCUCUGGUUGAUUCAGUCCUCCACAUGCUUCAUAAAAGUGAGUCCCUCUUUCUGUCGUGGUCUGGAGAAAAAUAAGGUCAAAUAUGGAUGAUAUAAUCUUUGUGUAGUAAACUGUAUAUUUUAAUUACUUUAUAGAGGUGAGAAAUGGCUGUUUGGGUAACUGGGUUUUUUUAUUUCAGGGAACUGAGCAGGGAAAGGAUGGGGCAGGGUAGUUUCACGUGACUGUCCACUAACCUUCCCAACAUGUUGUCUUGGAGAUAUUUACUUUUCAUUAUGGCUGAGGGAUACAUGUGUUCUAUUUUGUUUAGUUUUCAAACACCAGAACAAAUGGCAGCAAAACUCACUUAUAUUAUUUUCACAUAAAUAUCAUUAAAGAAAGCUGGGUUUUUACUGCAUGGGACGAAAGGGGGGAGAAGGCAGUGUGCAGCAGUGAUCAAACAUGUUUUUAACAAAAGCAUAAUUGUCACCCACAAAACUACAGUUGGAACUAUUAAAAUUGAUCUGAGUUGGGAACAUUUGUCUUGUUCCAGUGAAUGGCACAUCUGGGUGAGGGAGUGUGAUAUGCGUUAGCAUGUUAGAUGUAUUUCUACUCACAUACCCAACAAGUGCUGAACACCGCCGACACACAGUCCUAUCACAGUCUUACCCACCAGUCUCUUGCCUGUACUACUGGAACUGAC
Etheostoma spectabile (orangethroat darter) is the source of this 3957-nucleotide messenger RNA. It is a transcript of the gene pdlim5a, whose product is annotated as PDZ and LIM domain 5a. Gene Ontology annotation, cellular component: Z disc; filamentous actin; adherens junction. The record is from RefSeq and is a predicted model, not a curated record. Gene Ontology annotation, molecular function: actin binding; muscle alpha-actinin binding. Gene Ontology annotation, biological process: muscle structure development; actin cytoskeleton organization; heart development. Lineage: Eukaryota; Metazoa; Chordata; Actinopteri; Perciformes; Percidae.